Molecule: messenger RNA, 885 nt
Organism: Cyanidioschyzon merolae strain 10D
Lineage: Eukaryota; Rhodophyta; Bangiophyceae; Cyanidiales; Cyanidiaceae
Exons: 1
Coding region: 1-885 (294 amino acids)
Source: RefSeq, a predicted model, not a curated record
AUGUACGGCGAGACCGCAGCACCUACGUUCACGAGUCUUCAGGCUGGCGUAUUCUCACAAAAACAGAAGCGAUCCAUAUUAUUGGACAAUAAGCUCAUACAUCAAGCGAUGAAACUGAUGCGCUGGUUCCGCUCGGCGGAUUUGCGGUACGAGAUAGGUGAGCGACUUGUUACGAGGCACCCGUCAACCCAGCGUGUCCCGGUGGCGCUGUCGCACGCAGACAGGCGAAGAGCCCCCAGUCUCUGCGCGCUAACCAGCGCGAGCACGUCUGCAUCUAGCGUCCACAGCAGCUUGCUGCGAUACGUGCAGCGUGACCUGGAGGGACGACCUCUUGGGCGCGUUUUAUCGAACACGGGAGCGAUCAGAGGCUUUUCGGCAACAAGCGCAGGUGACGCAACGCUGGAGACUGCACCGCUGGACGAGCUGCGGCGGGGACUGGGCGCUCCGGAUCUACAGCUCGAAGACUCGCUGGAUACCGGUGACGGGAGACCUGCAAAGCGCGACGCGAGUUUCACGGUGCGCCUCUUGCAGUACCUGGUGCAGCGCUACCGAGGCCGUGUUCAUCCAAACCCGCUUGCAGUGGCGCAAAGCGCUACAGUUAGGGACCUGCUCUACCUCUUUGCGAAACUUGAUCGGGAUCUGGCGGUUCGCGAAGGUAGGGACACCGCCGCAUGGCGAGCCUGGCGCUUACAGCGUUUCUUCGGCGUCUCCAGCAUGGACGAGAUACCACCGAACGUAACGAUUGACGCUCGACUCUUGCCGGAUGCACCUUCACCGGGUUCCGUUCCGUAUAACCGAAGAAAAAUCCGUGAGCGUUUACGUCGCGUGCUGGAGUCUGCGCGUGCAUCGACGUCGCCUCAGAAUGAGCACGAACCUGGGGCAUGA